GUGUAUGUGAAGGAUUUCUAUGCGAAGUUGAAGGAAGUCGCAAAGCACACAUCUCCCAGCAACAGGACAGCCUGGGACGCCGAUGAGGUGGCAGAACUGGCAAGGCUUCUCGACGACGAGGUCCGCAGAGUCAGCACCCUGUUGGACUGGGAAAAGGGAUCUGAGCAGCUGCAGGCUGACGACGAAGACAGAGCCGAAGAAGAGGAAGAUGAUGAUGACGAAGAUGAGCCCGACGGCACCGUUCUAAGUGAGGUUGCGACGAUCAAUUCUCACGAUUGUUGGCCACUCCAUCAACUUGAAUCGCUGCAGGUGAGUGGUCGGUGGGAUCCGAGAACCACGCGACAGGGCAGUGCAGGAUUGCCCAAGUUGGCUUGGAUCAUCUCGGAUCACGAGUUGAGUGCGAGGACAAAACAAAUCAACAAAACACGGCAGGAGGAACGGGGGAGAAACAAAGAGGAACGGGGAGGAACAGCGAGGAAGGAGAAGGAAUGA
Molecule: messenger RNA, 492 nt
Organism: Symbiodinium natans
Lineage: Eukaryota; Dinophyceae; Suessiales; Symbiodiniaceae
Source: the annotation of a GenBank genome assembly